This is a messenger RNA of Gamsiella multidivaricata, 2778 nucleotides long. Its product is annotated as ATP-utilizing chromatin assembly and remodelling N-terminal-domain-containing protein. Lineage: Eukaryota; Fungi; Mortierellomycota; Mortierellomycetes; Mortierellales; Mortierellaceae. The record is from RefSeq and is a predicted model, not a curated record. Gene Ontology annotation, biological process: regulation of DNA-templated transcription. The coding region runs from base 1 to 2778 and encodes 925 amino acids. Gene Ontology annotation, molecular function: DNA-binding transcription factor activity. Gene Ontology annotation, cellular component: nucleus. The transcript is spliced from 10 exons.
AUGCCGCUCUUAAAGCGCAAGGCGAUCAAACUGGUGCCUCCACCCAGCAUCGAUGACUUUGAGGAGAACACUCCCGUCUACAUGAUGCGAUUCACCAACGAGAUCUUUACCAACUAUGAAGAUUACAUCAAUCGAUACUUCUUUUACAAGCAAAAGAACUGGCAAUGCGAGACAACCGGAAAGUCUGGAUUGACCUAUGAAGAGGCGCUCGAGUCAGAGCACAAAGAAAAGUCCAUGGUCGCCAACAAAUUUCCUCCACAGCUUCGAAAACCCUUGCUGGAGUUUGUGCAGUUCCAAACCGUGAGGAUUGACGCUGUUGUAGAUGAUGCGUUCACAAAGUUCAAGAACGUAUACUUUCAAAACGAACCCGUCAAUGUUUCUUGGGACAAGUCGACAUAUAAUGCUGUGAUUCGCAAAGUGCUACCAAAGGAGGAAUGGACAACAGUGCAAAACGGAGCGGAGAAUCCAGAGGAGCCAGGACAGUAUCUGGUUCAGGUUCUGGAUCGGAGGGGUGAUGCUAUUGAGGACAUGCAGCGCGUCGUCGAUUGUUCGUUACUGAGCCGUGAUCGCCUAGCCUUCAACAAAAACAUCCUGCGAAAGUACAUUCGAGAAUGUUCAUCAAAGGAAAACUACAUUGGCGCGCCAUGGCUGGUCAAGCCAUCAUUGGCGAAAAAGUACGGAAUAGAGACACGUCUCCCAGCGGAUCUCCAGGCCGCACGGGAUUUGGUCUUCUCCAAGUUGAAGAAGCGGAAGGGACCCGCGGAUCCGGCACCUGAGCUGGCAGCAGCAAAGAAGGCUAAGAAGGAGGCUGCAGAGAAGGCAAAGGAGGAAGGCACGUCAGAAUCGGCAACACCCGCGGAUGUCAAAGUGAUUAAAUAUCCUAUGGAGGACCUGGAUCUGGACCCAACUUUGGUGGCAAAAGACUGCGAAGGCCCAACAGCACGACCCGAGACCCAGAAGGAUAUCUCUGUGCCACAGGAUUGCUUCGAGGCAGUCGUCAUGGCCUGGCAGUUUUUGAAUUCUUUUAGCUCGGCGCUGAAAUUGUCACCUUUUGGGCUGCAGGAUUUUGAGGACUCUCUUGCGCACUCGGACGCCCAGCAUCCAAGCGUUAUGGUGGCAGAAUAUCACUCGGCCCUUUUGAAUGUAAUUAUCCAGGACCGACUCAAGGGAAUCGCGAAACCUGUUUUGCUCAGCACAACAGGCACUCCAACUGGAGCAUCGGCAGGCGCUCGCGAGGACAGGGAAAGCAGUGUGAUGACUGAGGACGAUGAAAGCACAGUGGACGACGGCGAUCUGUCCAUAGGAGGACAUGACGAGUAUAUACAGAGGCGCAAACUGCCCCACCGCCCGAUCAAUGAGCGGGUGGUAGUCAUUGGCAAUGGAUGGGACGAGAAGCUGGUCUUGCCGCCCAGAGAGGGUUGGGAGUCAGUACUGGUUGGACUUGUGAAUGAGCUUGGGUCUUUUGAUGCUAUUCCCAACGUUGACCGUAUUUUGAACCGCCUUGUGCCCAACGAGACCAGUCUGAAGGAAGAUGUCGAAUUCUUGUUUCCCACACUGCCAUAUGAAGACAAGGUCAGCGUACUUGUUUUCCUGGUCGAGACAGCGGCCGGCACAAGCACCAUCAGACACUACAUGGAGCAAUGUCGCGAGCAACUGAAGGAGUUGCGUCUUCAAAAGUUCGAGAUCAACAAGGAGAGGAGGCAAUUGCAAGCGGACAAGGCCGAGUUUGAGCGCCAAGAGUCAGCCGAUAAUAAGAGUGCAGCAGCUUUGGAGAAGGCAGAGCUAGAGUUGCAACGGAGCGCUGCCGCGACUCCUGAACCAACUUCGUCUCAUGAAGUCGAUAGUGAGGCCGAGGCGAAUGGCGACCUCUCACGAACCGAGUCCCGGCAAGAGAAACUCAAGCGUCAACAGAUGGAGCGUGAACUGCAGGAGUCUCGUCGACAUCAGGAUCUCCUACGUCAGCGUGCACUCACAAAAGCGCGGAGCGCGGAGCAAAAGGCGCGUCAUGAUACUCGAAAGAGGUUGGCGGACAAGGAGCAUGCGUUGAACAGGAAGGAGGAGCAGGUUGAUAGGGAUGUGCGUCGGUUUGCGAUCGCGAGGGUGAGACCAUUGGGCAAGGAUCGGUUCUAUAACCGGUACUGGUAUUUUGAUGGGAUCACGAUGGACCAUGCGACGGAUCGCCUCUAUGUCCAGUCGCCAUCAUUUUUGGAUCUGGAAAUUGUCCGUACAAGAGCUGAUAAGGACGAGGUGCUGAAGAGACAGCGGAUGGAAGAUCCGUCGGGUGGGUUGGAAGAUCUAUUGAAGACGCAGGAACAGGAGAUUAUUCAAGGAUUGGCGGUAGAGAGGGCGGCGAGAGAGAAGAAGCUGCAGCUGGAGAGGGAGCGGGCACUGGAUACGGAUGAUGAGGACGAAACCGAUGAUACAAAGGGGCCAGGGUUGGCGAACGGAGGCACGCAUAAGGUUGCUACAGAUGAUGCAAAGGAAGAGCUGUUGGAUGAGACUGUGCCUGUCGAACACAAGCCUACACAGUGGAGCUAUUACUGCGAACCGGAGCAGAUCGACAGUCUACUGCGAUGGCUGAAUUCCAAGGGCACGCGCGAGAGUGUGUUAGUGAGUGCGCUCAACAGCCAUUAUGAUCUGAUUGUUGGGGGUAUGCAGCGUCGGCACCAGGACCUGCUAAACCAGCUGCAUAAGGAGCAGCACCGCCGGAGUACCAGGACCAAGACUGUCCAGGCCACAGAGGGCUACCUCGGUUAUGUCAACAGGCAGAGCAAGUGA